AUGGCGAGCCAAAACAUUGCGGUGUUUGGUGUGUUAACACUAUCGUUGUGUUGUUUUUGCUACGGAGGUGUCGUCACAGUAGACCUAAAUGGAAACUGGACGGUACGAGAUGAAAACAGAGGUAUAUCUGUUACUGGGAAGGUGCCUGGAAACAUGUAUACAGCCCUCAUGGAGAGUAACAUGAUUCAUGACCCGUAUUACAGGAAAAAUGACGAAGAGUAUCGUUGGAUUUCCAGGGAUGACUGGUCAUACAGUCGUACAUUUCAAGUGACCAGUGAAAUGCUAGGACAGAACACCCUUGAGCUAGUCUGUGAUGGGUUAGAUACUGUGGCUGUGAUCUUUAUCAAUGGUCAUGUCAUUGGUCAGUCAGACAAUAUGUUUGUCCGUUAUAUAUUCAACAUCAAACAGGCUGCUGUUGUUGGUACAAAUACUAUAAAAAUAUCUUUCAAAUCAGCUGUAAAGUAUGCUGCCCAGCAGGCAGCAAAUGGGGAGUAUGUUGUUCCCCCGGAAUGUCCCGUCCCUUCAUAUCAUGGAGAUUGUCAUGCCAACAUGAUCAGGAAGAUGCAGAGUUCAUUCAGCUGGGACUGGGGUCCAUCAUUUCCUACACAGGGAAUAUGGAAAAGUAUAUAUGUACGAAGUUACAACCACGGGGUCAUCAGUCAAGUUACUACAGAAACAAUCCUAGGGAGUGACAACAACUGGACACUGAAAACCGAGGUGUUCAUGGACAUCCCAGAUGGUCAGAAUACUAGUGGAAAUUUGGAAAUACGACUGGAUGGGACACCGGUCACUCACCAAGAACCGAUUAGCCUUACUAGGGAUAACUGUUCAGUAUCUAUAUCUAUCGCCAUCCCAAAGACAGUGCCCAUUAAGAUGUGGUGGCCAAAUGGCCAUGGUAACCAGACACUGUACAAGCUGUACACAUUCUUCACCAGCACAAAUGGGCAGGAAAUGUCGGGAAAGAAAAUUGAUAUUGGAUUUAGAACUGUCGAGGUGGUACAGGACUUUGUCUCUGCCAAUCAAAGCCAAGGUCGAACAUUUUACUUCAGGAUAAAUAACAAACCGAUCUAUUUCAAGGGGUCUAACUGGAUCCCUGCUGAUGUGUUUCUGGACAGAGUUACUCCAGAUUAUGUUAAUGAGCUGCUACAGGCUGCAGCAGAUGUCAACAUGAAUGUGCUGCGUGUGUGGGGAGGUGGGGUUUAUGAGAUGGAGGAGCUUUAUGAGGCCGCAGACCGUCUGGGAAUAAUGAUCUGGCAGGAUUUUAUGUUUGGUUGUGCUAUGUACCCAGUACACGAAUCAUUCAUGGACAGUGUAGCUUCGGAAAUUACAUACCAGGUUCGGAGAUUGAAACACCAUCCUUCUAUUGUGAUCUGGAGUGGAAAUAAUGAGAAUGAGAAAGCCCUGAUCCAGAGUUGGUACAACACAGACGCUAACUUUACACGCUACAAAAGUGAUUACUUAACUUUAUAUAAAGGCCUCAUGGCUCCCCUGGUAGCCAGAGAGGAUUCUAGUCGUCCGUUCAUCCUGUCUAGCCCGGGGAACGGUGUAGAAAGUCUACAAGAAGGGGGCGUGGCCACUGAACCUUGGAGUGAGCUAUACGGUGACAUCCACGAGUAUAAGUACUUGUUGCCAUUUUACUUGGACGGAACAUACAGAAUACCACGAUUUUCCUCCGAGUACGGCCUCCAGGCAUACCCCUCCUAUGAAACACUGAAGAAAGUGUAUGCCCCUGAGGACCUUACAUACUGGUCUGACCUGAAUGACUACAGACAGCAUCACCCAGCUGGUAAUGUUGAGUUGAUGGCUGAAAUCAGUAUGCUGUUCACUCUCCCAAAUAGCACUGACCCGAAUCAGAGAUUUAAAGAUAGCAUUUAUCUUACACAGAUAACUCAGGCUGUUGGUAUAAAAGCAGAGACAGAACAUUAUCGUCGAUGGCAGAAUCGUCUGGAUGAGUCUGGGCGAGGCAACACCAUGGGUGCCAUGUACUGGCAGCUGAAUGAUAUCUGGCAGGCACCAACAUGGGCUUCUUUAGAAUAUGGUGGACAGUGGAAAAUGCUGCAUUAUUUUGCUCGACAUUUCUUUGCGCCACUUCUUAUCUCCCCUUACAUGGACGGCGAUGAUGUCUAUGUGUAUCUAGUAGCAGACCAUAUCCCAGUGGUGGAGGAUCGUCAUCCUGACACACAUCGUCUAACUUUCCGUCCCGACUACAGCACUGGACUAGGAAAGGUGCGUGGGCUGGGUCUUUCGGGACAACUACACAUAGUCAUGUACUCCUGGAAUAACUCUACCCCUCUUCAUAGUUGGGUACAACAGUACUCGUUGAAUGAAACAUCUGAGCUGGUCUUCCAUAACAAUACCCUCGAUAUGAUGAAAGAAGCAGGUUGUAUUCAAGGGAAAAACUUCUGCUUCCUGUUUUUCCAUCUUGGGGACCCUGGCAAUGAACCUGUUGCUUGGCAACCACUCACUGAAUACAAAAGUGUUGUUGGACUCAAAAAUUCUGUUGUACAGGUUGUAGAUGUGCAGCAGACCACGACAGAUAAACAGGUGUACAACAUCACUGUAACAGCAGGCUCUAUUUCUGUAUUUGUUUGGUUGGAUGCUCACGACAUUAGAGGCAGGUUUUCAGACAAUGGCUUUCUGAUGGUCACUUCCAAGAAAUUAGUGCAGUUUUAUGCAAGUGAACCUACCGACGUAUCCUCUCUCCGAAUCGCGCUAACAGUGAGAUCUCUGGCUGAUGUCUAUCAUUGAACAAUUAAAGAUGUACCACAUCAGUGCACAUUAAACAAUGUUGUUAAUCAAUACUCCAAAUAAGUUUUAUGCUUUUGGUUAAAAUUUCAUUUUAAUCACAGAGACUAAUAUACCGUGGGGUAUAUAUAUAUAUUUUUGUAAAACCAUUCAAAGCUGUCUUGGCAGCAGCAGUGCCUUUGAGCAUCAUGUAACUUUUAUUGUUUAGUAAUUUUCAAAAUCAUUUCUAAAAGCUUUAUUUGAAGAAAAGACGUUUUGAAACACAUCUAUGUCUACCCAUCUUAAUGUAGAUUUUCUGGUUCUCAUUCUGGUAAUUAGUUCACAGUGGCCUACUCACUCCAAGGUCAAACAAGAACACAAUUUUCUAUGGUGUUAGACUGGGAACGCUUGAUGUCAAAGUCACAUAAAACCGACAAGCAUAACACAUUGUGUGUACCCCACAAGUGUUAGUGGUAAUUAUUUCAACAACAUCAAUUUUAUUCGUUAUUCAUUUUCUGUGCAAUAUACAAUUUUGUAAGGUGCUAAAGGCCUCCUACCUGCAGCCCAAAAUGUGUUUAUAAUUAUUGAUAUUUACAUAUGACAUAACCUUCCAUUCAUCGUAUCAAUUUCUGUAUUGAAAUAUAGGAACAUUUGUGUUUGUUUGUUAAUCAUUACAUGUAAUUAUCUUUUGUUAUGAAUUUUAA
Ylistrum balloti is the source of this 3428-nucleotide messenger RNA. RefSeq names its product beta-mannosidase-like. The coding region runs from base 1 to 2748 and encodes 915 amino acids. NCBI's taxonomy places the organism in Eukaryota, Metazoa, Mollusca, Bivalvia, Pectinida, Pectinidae. Gene Ontology annotation, biological process: carbohydrate metabolic process; glycoprotein catabolic process. The record is from RefSeq and is a predicted model, not a curated record. Gene Ontology annotation, molecular function: beta-mannosidase activity. The transcript has 18 exons.